AUGGGAAGGCGUUGUCACUGGUUUCGAGUGACGCUUGCUUUUGUGGUGAAGAUCAACGUCUUGCUGUUAGUGGUGGGAGUGAUCUUUAUGCUGGACUUUGUGGGCCACUACUACUUGAGGUCCCUCACUUUUCCCGGCCUGCGGGUCUACCCCAACCCGAGCGUCUUGAAGUUUGCCUUGUAUAUGCUGAUGGGACUGGUGGUCCUCCUUUAUAACCCCAUCAUCGCUUCCACACGGUUCAUGUACCGCUGGAAGUUUGAGUACUAUGCGACGCAAGUUACCCUACAGUGCUGGGCCAUGGACAUGAUGGACAAGUUAGAAGUGAAGUUCACCUGCUGA
Drosophila serrata is the source of this 339-nucleotide messenger RNA. RefSeq lists its product as uncharacterized. The record is from RefSeq and is a predicted model, not a curated record. Lineage: Eukaryota; Metazoa; Arthropoda; Insecta; Diptera; Drosophilidae.